Molecule: messenger RNA, 1086 nt
Organism: Echinostoma caproni
Lineage: Eukaryota; Metazoa; Platyhelminthes; Trematoda; Plagiorchiida; Echinostomatidae
Source: the annotation of a GenBank genome assembly
AUGGCUACCCGAGUUCAAGAUUAUGGUAUGGAUGUGGCCAUCUCCCGCAAAUUGAACAGCCGAUAUGAUCCGGACGCGGAACGACAAGCUAUCGGUUGGGUCAAUCAACUGGUCGGACAAUCCAUUCCUCUGGGUCGCGAGAAUGUGCAACGCUCGUUGAAGAAUGGUCAAAUUCUUGUCGAUCUGAUCAGCGCUAUCUACGACCGCACACCAAACUUGCCCCCCAAAGCUCAAAUGGUUCGUCGCCCAAUCCGACCUUCUGCUGGUAAUGCUCCAUUCAAACAGAUGGAAAAUAUUCAAAAGUUCCUGGACUGCUGCGAAGCCUACGGUGUUCCACGCGAAUGUCUGUUCCAAACUGUUGACUUGUACGAAGCCCGAAACAUGGCCCAAGUGUUGGCAACUCUUCUUCAACUGGGAACCGAGUGUCAACGUAACGGAUUCCAAGGACCUGCUUGCGGACCGAAACCAACUUAUGCCAAUCGCCGACAAUGGAGUGAAGAUCAACUGCGUGCUGGUGAAGGCAUUAUCGGUUUGCAGGCCGGAACAAACAAGUUGGCCUCACAGAAAGGCAUGUCGUUUGGAAAUCAACGUCACAUUGCCGAUAUCCGUUGUGAUGAUAUGACUCCAGAAGGUGCUGCCGUUAUCAGUCUACAGAUGGGAACGAACAAAUUUGCUUCGCAGAAGGGUAUGAGUUUCAGCAACCAGCGUCACAUUGCUGACAUUCGUUGCGAUGAUUUGAGCCAGGAGGGAAAAUCGGUGAUCAAUUUGCAGAUGGGCACCAAUCAGUUUGCUUCCCAAAAGGGAAUGCGACUGGGAGCUAGCCGUCACGUAGCCGAUAUCCGUUGUGAUGAUCUAUCCAAAGAAGGUCAGAGCAUAAUCAGUCUGCAAUACGGUACGAACAAACUGGCCAGCCAGAAAGGUAUGCGCAUGGGUGCUCAGCGUCACAUUGCUGACAUUCGCUGUGACAAUUUGUCCCAAGAAGGCGCCUCGGUGAUUGGUCUUCAGAUGGGUCUUGCCCAAAGCCAAGUAGCUUCACAAGCUGGCAUGUCAUUCGGUGCUCAAAGGCACAUUAAUGACAUGCACUAA